AAAUGAAGUCUAAUGCUACGCUGUUAGUGUGGAUGUUUUAUGCCUUUUUAUGAUUUUUGUUUCUAUCAUUUUGAAUUUUCUGGAAGAAAAUUUUCAUGCGUUUAUGAGUAGGUUUGCAGAUUCAUGUUUGAUGAUCCUCCCCCCUGCAGCAAACCGCAUCGUGAUGCCUCGCAUGACUUGCUGUGAGGUCCUCGUUGCCAUGAAUUUUCUCUGUCUUUCAGACUGGGCACCUUGUGAUGGAGCCUCUGUUUUGCAGACCUCUGUGAUUUGUAACCAUGUCGGAGAAGAAGGCCUCUGUUCUUGAGAAAAAAGCUUCGGUUCUAGAGAAUAAGGCUUCUGUUGUAGAGAAAAAAGCUCCUGUUAUAGAGAAGAAGUCAUCUGUGGCCCGAGCUUCAGUUGCUGCUACUGCCGCUGCUGCUGCUACUGCUGCUGCCGCCGUGCUUGGCGAUGAGGAUGCUUUAAAUUUGACUCCUGAGGAAGCAUUGGCGGCAAAAGAAGCUCAAGAGAGAUUGGAGAUUAGAGCUUUACCUGUAAGGCAAUACUUGGAAGCAACAGUAGUUCCUCUGUUGCUUCAUGGGUUACAGCUGCUGGCGAUCGAGAGGAUGAUACAAAGACGGAAAAAACGGAACGGAGUCAGGUAUGAGAGAGUGUGCUACAAUCAAGACAAGCGAGGGCCUUCUGGCUCAAAAACACUACCGUGUGCUAUGUAUAAAUUAAUGGUCCCAGGGUCUCAUUGUCUGCAAUGUGGCCACGUAAAGAGCAACCGAAGAAGAUAACAUUCGUCUCUUAUCAGAAUCCUCGACAAAUGAAGCCUCGAGGAGUAAGAAGGAUACAGGAAAAGUACCUUCGCGAUCUUGCCGUUCUCAAGGAUCUCUAGCUCUUGCAUUAAUAGUCAAUAUGGCAUAGUUGCACAUAUCAACCCAACAAUUUCUGCAUUCACAAGGAAUAGAUACCAAACUUCAAGUGAACUCCGCAGGGGUAGAUGCGGCCUGUCGUUCAUAGCCUCCAAUCUGACGUGACUUCAUACGAAGUUUUGGAGCUUCCAAUGUCAAAAUGUGUUUGAUAAAUUCAUACGACGCGAAAAAAAGAGCUCCCUGAGUGACAUAUAUCACUAAACGAGGUACCAGUCCCCUGCAAGCGUGCAUGAAUUUGGUCAACAUUCUAUUUCAGAACGCAUUAGCCAUUAGCCACUAUACAAAGAUAUACAGCAACUGUAGAUUUGCUACAUCACAAGAUGCUAUGAGAAACUAAGAAUCCGCACAAUGAAGUUCAUCUCAAGGCUGAAGAUUCUGGAGAUGCAAUGAUCUAGGAUGAAACUCACCGAUAUAAUCCAGCAAUGCCUUCUGUUGUGGCAAUGCACUGAAAAGCGUGAACCACUCCAGAGUAUUGCUGAACUGACCCAGGUAUCUGUACAAUGAAUACCAAGUCAGCCUACUUUUCCAUCUUGUUGUACGCUGAAGCAAUGGCCCAACUACAGCACUAUGAUGAAUUUAAGACAAAGGAUGCACGAGGGAUUCUCUUACAUGGAAAACAUAUAAAUCUGAUUUCGUGCAACAGGGUGUUGUAAAAAUCAUUCCAGAACGAAGCUCAAUACCUGCGUCUGAAGCCGAGUUUUCACAACAUCGAAUGGAGUAGUGAAAAACGCAGCGGUCGAUCCAGCAGCACCGCCGAUGGCAAGCUGCACAAAGAAUUGAAUAUCAGCUAGAUAAACUAGUGAUCAUGCGUGAGGAUGAUAAGAAAUCAUGGAUCAUGUUAGGUUGUCAACAAUUGAUGAAUUUCUAUCAGGAGUGGAUUAUUCUUAUUUCAAUUCGAAAUCAAAAAGCCAAUUGCGCAUCCAAUGUGCAGCAGUACUUAGGCACGCAAGACUCAUCCUCUAACUUGUGAGCCGUCUCAUGUAACUAGAUAUAAACUCAGCUGCAAUAGAAAAGGGUCCACAGCUGAUCUGCUGUACCGCUUGUAGUGUGGUCAAAGGAGUGUCACGCCGUGGACCACCUUGAACCCAGUGCUUCAGACCCUCGUAUGUAUAGAACUGUGAGGCCACCACAGCAAAUGAUAUUACUCUCGAAUGCAAAGCAUCAAGCAACAAGUCGCAAACGGUGGGCCACCAAAGAUCAGCUCUACAUUAGCAUAAAUAAAUUAUACGACUUCGUCCCUGGUUGUAGAGCAAUUUGUCUACCAAAACAAACUCGAAUUCACCAGAUUAGGUUGAAUCUCUUAGUUCAAAUCAAUGUGACUAGCGUGGAAAAUACAUGAUAAAGUCGACAACUAUGAGAUACAUACCUUAAUUACAGAUUGUGGUACAUUUCGAAAAAGUACCGCUCCCCAA
Physcomitrium patens is the source of this 2326-nucleotide messenger RNA. The record is from RefSeq and is a predicted model, not a curated record. Lineage: Eukaryota; Viridiplantae; Streptophyta; Bryopsida; Funariales; Funariaceae.